ACAUCAUUAGACUUACAACCACAUUUGUUACUCAACUACCUUCUCACCCACGGAUUUUGUUCCCUUACUCCGCCUUUUUUUGUCCACAUUUUUCCCUUAUUAUUCUGGAGGACCAUUUUGAAAUAUGUUUGUAGCGGGAUUCAUGCGCUUGGUGAAAGGGGUUUUCUUCACUCAGGUUUCAGAUCUGGCGGGUUCGUUAUGUUUGUGGGGUGUGUGUAUGUGUGUGUGUGGUGGCCCUAUCAGAAAAGCAAAGUGCAGACGUCUUUUUUGUCUCUUGCAAGCGAGUUUCCCGAGAAAUCAAAACACGCAGAAGGAUUUUCGACGGGUAUCUGAUUUCAGUCCCGAGUCUCCACGUCCUCCUGUACUACGGCCUCGAAGGUUCGUUUCUUUUGCGCGCAAUCGAUACCACUGGGGAGAUUUUACUUUUUUCUUGUAUCUUGGUGUGGGAGAGAGAGGCACGGCGCGGCGCGGCAGAUGUCGGACAAAGGCCACAACCUGAUACUGCCAUGUGUCGAGUUUGGUUUCCCAUCAUGAAGAAAGCUUUUUGGAGAGUUCCUUUUCCUAUUCUCUUGGAUAAUCCUAAAGCUUAAAAAUAAACAUGCCGUUUCCAGGU
This is a messenger RNA of Colletotrichum godetiae, 613 nucleotides long. RefSeq lists its product as uncharacterized. The coding region runs from base 125 to 499 and encodes 124 amino acids. The transcript has a single exon. The record is from RefSeq and is a predicted model, not a curated record. Lineage: Eukaryota; Fungi; Ascomycota; Sordariomycetes; Glomerellales; Glomerellaceae.